UUCGCGUCCUUCCGGUAGAGGAAUGCUUGCUCUGAAUCAGUGUUUAUGUUAAAUGUUAAUGUUUUAAUCGGCCUCCGAAUAGUGAAAUUCUUGAUGGAUGCAACAUCAUUUUGAUGCUUUUCAUUUCCUAUUUCAAAUCAUGUCAUUCAAAACUUCCAGGAGUUUAUACAGCGUGUUAGCAUCCCAACCUAGGUGACGAAUCGGUUCAUCUGGUUGCCAUGCAAACGGAGGCUGAGCACAUUGGGAUGUUUGUGGAUCGGAGUUUUCCGGCUGAUGACUCCUCCCUCUUCUCUGACUACACCACGCCCCUCUCCAGUUUGCUUGGAGAGAUCACAUGGCUCCGCCCACAGGAGAUAUGUGAGCAUCCUCAGCUCUUCCCGGAUGAACCUGUUGAGGCCAACCCGAAGCAAGGGAUUCUGGGAGAUUGCUGGUUGCUAUGUGCCUGCUCCAUGUUACUCAAGAACCAGCAUCUGAUGAACAAGGUAUUUCCACAGGAACAACCCUUAUGGGGUGACAGUGGUUACCACGGUGAUUUCCGGUUCAAGUUCUGGAGGAACGGACAAUGGAUAGAGGUACGGGUGGAUGACCGACUGCCCUGUAUUAAUGGUACCCCUUGUUUCUCACGGUGCGUGAGCAGCAGAGCAUUCUGGGUAGCACUGCUGGAGAAAGCAUAUGCCAAGUUACACGGUUCAUAUGAGAGUUUGUGGGCGGGUCAAGUGUGCGAGGCCAUGGUGGACCUAAGUGGAGCAAUAGCAGAACGAUGGAGUCUAAAAGAGGUGAAGUCACCGCAACAGCCCAACAAUAUUCAGACUAAGGACACACCCAAUGGUACGAGAUUGUCACAACUUUCAGAGGAGCUGAAAAAGCGAUGUUCCAUCAGCUGCUCCAUCCACAGCGCCACCACUGGGGUCCCAGAGCUUGGCCAGUUCCACGCCAUGAGUGUGAUGGAAUGGAACAAUGUAACAACAACAACUGGUGAAAAAGUCCAGCUGAUCAGGAUUCGAAACCCCUGGGGGAGGAGGAGUCGGGGUGGGACCUGGAAGGAGAGUGGUUUAGGGUGGAGUUCUCUAGAACCCUCAUGUGCUCAGGCUUUACUGGCUCAUACGGCAGAGGGGGAGUUUUGGAUGGACGAGACAGAAUUCCAGCAGGAAUUUGAUGAGGUCACAGUGAGUUAUCCAAUCAUUGAGGAAGGACACCUACAGAGCAUCUAUACAGGUAACUUUUUAACCCACAGCCACCAGAUUGGUGGUCGCUGGGUCAAAGGUCACUCUGCAGGCGGUUGCCGUAACAACAGCACCUUCAGCACCAAUCCUAAAUACUGGCUGAAAGUGAGUGAGAGGGGAGAGGUGUUGCUGUCAUUGCUGCAGUGUGCUCUGCCGGAACCACCAGCAGAGGGCAGUGUGAAGCUGGCUAUUGCACUACAUGUGUGGAAGGUGGAGACAAAGCGCUUUAACCUGACACGGACGAUAAACAACCCGCCACUACUGUCACACACACAUGCGUACGAUCGUGAGGUGGUUCUACACACCCAUCUGAGCCCUGGGUUUUACCUGCUGGUUCCAAGCACCUUCCUGCAGGGAGCAGAGGGAAGGUUUCUCUUGAGAGUUUAUUCAUCCUGUUCUACCUCUGUCAGUGUGAUGAAAUCGACGCCUCCUCUUCAGCCCUGUUCAGAGGGAGACUGGGAGUCCAUCAGCUCUCAUGGAUGUUGGACCGUCGGUUCCACUGCUGGAGGAGGUCGCAACUUCCCCACACAUGGACGCAACCCCCGCAUACCCCUUGCUGUGACCUAUGACCCUGGAGGCAACAAUGUUAGGGUCACACUACGACAAAACAGGCGAGAAGAUGCCUUACAAGCCAUUGGCUUCCAUAUUUAUAAGGUACUUGAUGGUGGCUCUUGCUCCUCAUUGGCCCCCAGUGUCAUGUCUCCUGUGGUUAGUUGUGUCCCUCACGCCCACUCCCAGGAGGUCAGUGUGUCUUGCCAUUUGCAGCCGGGCGAGUACGCUGUAAUUCCCUCCACCUACCAGCCUGAUCUCAGUGGUCAAUUCACCCUCACGGUUACACGCAAGAUACAUCGGAAAGCAUUGCAGUGUCAGGAGCGUCUGGGUAGUGCCAUUCAGGAGGUCUCCUGUAUCUCUGUGAUGAGACGAUAGUCUGGGGAAGUGGAUCAGAUGCCCAUGCUGACAUGUGCUGGUCCUUCCUAUCGGACUAGAAAUGAAAGUCUUCUUACAGCACAAAACAGGGUUUACAAUGUUUAAGCCUGCCAAAAAGAGUAGCAGCUUGCCACACCAGCACAUGUGAUGUGCCUGUUAGAGGUGUGUGCAUACUGGCUAUUUUACAACAGCUUUGAAUAUUACCCAUCCUCAUUUUUUCACAUCAGAAUUUAAUGUUGGAACUAUUGAGUCUUUUUUUGCGUGUUACAUAAUGUAAAGCUGUUUUUUAUUAAUUUAUUUAGUAUUUAAAUAAUCUUUUGUCUUGCAUUUGGUUUCGAAUAAAAAGAGAAGA
Molecule: messenger RNA, 2502 nt
Organism: Triplophysa rosa
Lineage: Eukaryota; Metazoa; Chordata; Actinopteri; Cypriniformes; Nemacheilidae
Gene: capn10
Product: calpain 10
Exons: 13
Coding region: 219-2150 (643 amino acids)
Biological process (GO): proteolysis
Cellular component (GO): cytoplasm
Molecular function (GO): calcium-dependent cysteine-type endopeptidase activity
Source: RefSeq, a predicted model, not a curated record